AGCAUAUUUGCAGUUGUGUAGCAGAGACCGAAGAAGACGGAGGUGGCGGCGGUGGCGGGAAAGGGACCGUGUGACAUAGAAGUUGGCCCUGUAUUGUUUUAAAAGUGCAACAGACAUAGUGAACAACCAUGUUUGACGUGUUCGGCUCCGUUAAGGGGCUACUGAAAUUAGACUCCGUUUGUAUUGACAAUAACUUGUUUCGUCUGCACUACAAAGCUACUGUUAUAAUUCUGAUUGCAUUUUCGCUGUUGGUGACAUCGCGUCAGUACAUCGGCGACCCAAUUGACUGUAUUGUGGAUGAAAUUCCUCUUGCUGUGAUGGAUACAUACUGCUGGAUUUACUCUACGUUCACUAUUCCAAAUCGUUUAAAUGGCAAGAUAGGGCUAGAAGUGGCUCAUCCAGGUGUGGGCGCCCAUGUAGCCGGAAAAGAUGAGGUGAAGUAUCACAAGUAUUAUCAGUGGGUGUGUUUUGUGCUUUUCUUCCAAGCUAUCUUGUUUUAUAUCCCAAGAUAUUUGUGGAAGACUUGGGAAGGUGGUCGAAUCAAGAUGCUUGUGCUAGACUUGAAUAGCCCUGUAGUAAACGAACAAUCCAAAGCAGAUCGUAAGAAGCUCCUAGUGGACUACUUUGCCACAAAUCUACACACACAAAAUUUCUAUGCUUAUCGCUUUUUUAUUUGUGAAGCAUUGAAUUUUGUCAACGUCGUUGGACAAAUUUACUUUAUGGAUCUUUUCUUGGAUGGAGAGUUCACAACUUAUGGUUCAGAUGUUGUACGAUUUACAGAAAUGGAACCUGAGGAGCGAUCUGAUCCCAUGAGCAGAGUGUUUCCAAAGGUGACGAAAUGCACUUUCCAUAAAUACGGUCCAUCGGGUAGUGUGCAAACAUUCGAUGGCCUCUGCGUCCUUCCUCUGAAUAUUGUCAACGAGAAGAUCUACGUUUUUCUGUGGUUUUGGUUUGUCAUUCUGUCAGUUCUCACAGGAAUAGGUCUUGUGUAUCGUCUAGCAACUGCGAUGGGACCACAGAUGCGCAUGUAUCUUCUGCGUGCUCGCUCUCGUUUGGCGCCGCAAGACCAGAUAGAAACAAUCUCCAAUAAAUGCCAGAUAGGAGAUUGGUUCGUAUUGUAUCAGCUGGGUAAGAAUAUAGAUCCGCUAAUUUAUAAAGAACUGGUUGCGGAUCUAGCUAAAAAGUUAGAAGGUAAAGAAAUAGUAUAACGUAGCCACAGACUGCUUUUUUCCUGUCAUAAAUCUAAAAACUGUGGGUGGUUUUUGAAGGGACCACGCCUCCGUGAGAGCCCAUAGUAUAGACUGUUGUGUUCAUUCCUUCAUUGCAUUUUAGAAGCCAGUUAACAAUGCUGGGUAAAGUGUCUCCCACACAUUUCCUUUUUGUUAUUGCUCCCUUGCAUGAAAUGGGUGUGUGCAUAAUGUUUCUCAGCAUUGUUAAAACCCCUUAGCCUUAUUUCAGAACAAGUGAUAUUAGGUGGCUGUAUUGUUUUUAUUUGUUUAUUUACAGGCAAAAUUAAUUUCUAGUCGUACAUCUGUCAUAACCUCAGCCCAUGUACAUGUAAGGUACUGUAGUGAACUGCAGGUUAGUCCUAUCAUUGGUCAGAUAAGUCUAAAGGUGCAAUAACAAUGCCAGUGUAAACCUGUAACAUUUUAUUUACCAGGCUAAGGUGUAAAUGGCUAUAAAUGAAACAAACAUAUUCCUGUGAUCAUGUAAAGACUGUUCAUUGUUGGAGGUGCCGUUUGCUCUUUUGUGUUAACAGUUGCUGGUGUUAAGGAAAUUUUUCAAUAUUGUAAUGUUGCUUGCAGAUCUUUGAGGGUAAGAGAUAUAUAUAUAUAUAAAUUUGCCAAUUUUUAAUGAACCUUUUUCUUCAAAGGUCAGUGCUACUCACCUUCAUCAUGUAGCAUUAUAGGGAAGCAACUGCCUCAUUCAGGGGCUAUGGAAGUAUUUUAUCAGUUUUUAGUUAUUUAUAAUACUAUCAGCAAUAUUUUAUAUUACAGUGAAUGAAGCUUGAGAGAUAUUUUUGUGGUAGUAUUUUAAUCUAGUGUCUUAGUGGACAAAUUUUAAAAUGCAAAUUUGCUUCUAGAUCAGUUAAAAGCAAUUUCUGUGUUAUGGAUUGCCAUAGUUAUAUGUGCAUGAGAAAUAUGGUAAUGAAAUUCCUGGAAUCAACUUCAAGUUUUUAAUUGUAUUAAUUUUUCGUUCCCUGUUUUACUUUUCUGUAACUUUACAUUUGAAACAAGUUUUUCAUGAGACUGGUAUCUGUGCCUUGUUCUAAUGCCAUGAAAAAACUGAUUUACAUUUAAACAUAUAUCAUCUGUUGCCAGUUUGCUAUUAUCAGUGGUGAAAUACUUUUUUCACUAAUGACCUCCCAUUUCAAUAUUUGUAACUGAAAUGAAAGUGAAAAUUUCAUUUUGUAUCAAUAAAUAUUAAGACUUGUCAUGAGAUUUGUUAACCACACUGAAUUUCUGAUUCAUGUGUGAGCAUUACAAAAUGUUAGCAUUCACAAAUAUGUGCCUUAGUCUUUCGUUAAUUUAUUCUUCCAGUUUGUGUAUUACAUGACUCAUUGAAGAAGCAAGUCAUUUACAUAUUUUGUCAUCUCAAUGUGUUCAAAUAUGUAGUGCAUUUUAUUAGAUAUUUUUGUUGAAGAAAUCAGGAUUAUUGUUGGUCUGGCCAAGGCUUGUCUUCCAUGCAUUCCUUUUGAUUUUUAAAGUUUGUUUUACAAUGAGUUUUUUUUUUUUUUUUGCAGAGGAUGCAUUUCAUUUAGUGUUUGUGAACUGCCUAAUUUUGUAUACAAAUAGAAUACCAAUAAAUAAAUGUUCUAUAGUGUUA
Messenger RNA from Schistocerca americana (American grasshopper), 2826 nucleotides. Its product is annotated as innexin inx2. NCBI's taxonomy places the organism in Eukaryota, Metazoa, Arthropoda, Insecta, Orthoptera, Acrididae. Gene Ontology annotation, molecular function: gap junction channel activity. The transcript has a single exon. Gene Ontology annotation, biological process: phototransduction. The coding region runs from base 129 to 1208 and encodes 359 amino acids. The record is from RefSeq and is a predicted model, not a curated record. Gene Ontology annotation, cellular component: plasma membrane; gap junction.